AUGGCUGGACAAGGACCCACAACGGUUGGAGAGUGGUCAGCCAUAGUAGAAGAUACGUGUGAAAUGGAAAAGAUGACCUUUCCUCUAAGACUCUUUUCUGCAGCCAAAGACGCCGAGGGCAUCUGGAUGAUGAGGCGUGCUCAGAACACGACGGUCGACGCCAAGAAGCUGGAGAAAGCCGAGGCGAAGCUGAAAGCCAAACACGAGCGCAGGAGCGAGAAGGACUCGCAGAAGGCCUCCAGCCCACUAGUCCUGGAGGAGGCGUCGGCCAGUCAGGCCAGCAGUAAGAAGGACAGCCGAGUCGACCAAUCGGGGAAGAACCGCAGCUACGACAUCCGCAUCGAGAACUUUGACGUGUCCUUCGGAGAGAGAUGUCUGCUGCAGGGGGCGGAGCUGAGUCUGGCGUCGGGCCGGCGGUACGGCCUGAUCGGCCGCAACGGCCUGGGGAAAACGACGCUGCUGAAAAUGCUGGCGAGUCGCAGCCUCCGUGUCCCGGCUCACAUUUCCAUCCUGCACGUGGAGCAGGAAGUGGCGGGGGACGAAACGUCGGCGCUGCAGAGCGUCCUGGAGAGCGACACGGUGCGGGAGGACCUGCUGGGCGAGGAGAGGAGGCUGAAUGCUCGCAUCGCCAACGGAACUGCCGACGGGAUGGAGAGCGUGCGGCUGUCCGAGAUCUACGGAAAGCUGGAGGAGAUCGAAGCUGACAAGGCGCCGGCCCGGUAACUAUGACAACCGCACCGACACGCUGCUG
Molecule: messenger RNA, 751 nt
Organism: Neolamprologus brichardi
Lineage: Eukaryota; Metazoa; Chordata; Actinopteri; Cichliformes; Cichlidae
Source: RefSeq, a predicted model, not a curated record